AGAAGGAGAAUACAUAAAAAUGUUUAUGCGAGGUCGACCAAUCACAAUGUUCAUUCCUUCGGAUGUGGAGAGCUAUGAAGACAUAAGAACAGAACUGUCACCAGAGAAGUUAAAAAAACUGGAGUGGGUAUAUGGUUACCGUGGGAGAGACUGUCGAGCCAAUGUUUACCUUCUCCCUACCGGAGAAAUUGUAUAUUUCAUAGCAUCUGUUGUAGUUCUGUUCAAUUACGACGAGAGGACUCAGCGCCAUUAUCUUGGUCACACAGAUUGUGUUAAAUGCAUUGCUGUUCAUCCAGACAAAAUCAGAAUAGCAACUGGACAGAUAGCUGGUGUGGACAAAGAUGGAAGACCUUUACAACCACAUGUGAGAGUCUGGGACUCUGUCAGUUUGUCUACAUUGCAAGUUAUUGGUCUUGGGACCUUUGAGCGGGGUGUUGGAUGUCUGGAUUUCUCCAAAGCGGAUUCUGGGUCACACUUGGCGGUCAUUGACGACUCCAAUGAGCAUAUGCUGACAGUGUGGGACUGGCAGAAGAAGUCAAAAGUGGCAGAGAUUAAGACUACGAAUGAGGUGGUCUUGGCAGUUGAGUUCCACCCAACUGACCCCAGUACGAUAGUGACCUGCGGCAAGUCGCACAUCUUUUUCUGGACCUGGAAUGGCAAUUCUUUGGCGAGGAAACAGGGAAUCUUUGGGAAAUAUGAGAAACCAAAGUUUGUGCAAUGCUUAGGCCUUCCUUGCCAAUGGUGAUGUGCUCGCUGGAGAUUCAGGAGGCGUCAUGUUAAUAUGGAGCAAAACUCCAGUGGAAUCCACAGCCGGAAAAGGAGUGAAAGGUGUCUACCAAAUAAGUAAGCAGAUCAAAGCUCAUGAUGGCAGCGUGUUCACACUGUGUCAGAUGAGGAACGGUAUGCUGCUUACUGGAGGUGGCAAAGACAGGAAGAUUAUUAUGUGGGAUCACAAUCUCAACCCUGAAAGGGAGAUCGAGGUUCCAGAUCAAUAUGGCACCAUCAGAGCGGUGGCAGAAGGCAAAAGCCGACCAAUUCUUAGUUGGAACAUCUCGGAAUUUUGUUUUGCGUGGCACUUUUAAUGACGGUUUUCAGGUGGAAGUUCAGGGUCAUACAGAUGAGCUCUGGGGAUUGGCAACCCACCCCUUCAAGGAUCUGCUCUUAUCAUGUGCUCAGGACAAGCAGGUCUGUUUGUGGAACUCUGUAGACCACACGCUAGAAUGGACCAGACUGCUAGAAGAGCCUGGACACUGUGCUGAUUUCCAUCCUAGCGGAAUAGUAGUAGCAAUUGGAACACAUUCUGGGAGAUGGUUUGUGUUAGAUGCAGAGACACGGGAUCUGGUUUCCAUACACACAGAUGGCAAUGAGCAGCUCUCCGUGAUGCGAUACUCCGUCGAUGGGACGUUGCUUGCGGUGGGUUCCCAUGACAAUUUCAUUUACCUCUACAAUGUCUCAGAGAAUGGAAGAAAAUAUAGCAGAUACGGAAAAUGCACUGGACAUUCCAGUUAUAUUACACACCUUGACUGGUCCCCAGACAACAAAUACAUAAUGUCAAACUCAGGAGACUAUGAAAUAUUAUACUGGGACAUUCCAAGUGGUUGUAAAUUAAUUCGGAAUCGUUCAGACUGCAAAGACAUUGACUGGGCAACAUACACUUGUGUGCUAGGAUUUCAGGUCUUUGGAGUGUGGCCAGAAGGAUCAGAUGGAACAGAUAUCAAUGCAUUAGUGCGAUCUCACAACCGAAAGGUUAUUGCCUUGGCCGAUGACUUUUGUAAGGUCCAUCUGUUUCAGUAUCCAUGCUCUAAACCAAAGGCUCCCAGUCACAAGUACAGUGCCCACAGCAGCCAUGUAACUAAUGUCAGCUUUACACACAACGAUGGCCACCUAAUCUCAACCGGAGGGAAGGACAUGAGCAUCAUGCAGUGGAGACUGAUAGAAAAAGUGUCACUCUCUCAAAAUGACAAUAUAGUGGAAAUAAGUUCUGCCAGUGUGCCAGCUGUAAGUGAAAAAGUAGUUCAAGAAAGCUCCCCCACCUCUGAGACACCUCCAGCAAAUGAGGACAGCACUCCUGUGGAGUCUCCAGCAACUCCGGCAGAAGAUGCCGUGGAAGCAGAAGUUGUACCAGAUGGCACCGAGGAACAAAACGAGGUGCAAAGUGAAGGAAGCAGCCAAGAACCUUUGGAGACAAAUGGCCAAGAGCCUUCUAGUGAAACAAAUGAGGAGACAGCGGAGUCUCCUACCAUAACAGAAUCCCAGGGUGAAGAUUCACCAGUGUCUUAA
Messenger RNA from Staurois parvus, 2280 nucleotides. The record is from the annotation of a GenBank genome assembly. NCBI's taxonomy places the organism in Eukaryota, Metazoa, Chordata, Amphibia, Anura, Ranidae.